This is a messenger RNA of Paralichthys olivaceus (Japanese flounder), 770 nucleotides long. The record is from RefSeq and is a predicted model, not a curated record. Lineage: Eukaryota; Metazoa; Chordata; Actinopteri; Pleuronectiformes; Paralichthyidae.
CUGUUAGCUCAGAGCACAGUUAGCUGUUAGCUCAGUGCAGAGUUAGCUGUUAGCUCAGAGCACAGUUAGCUGUUAGCUUUGUUUUGUGUAUCGUCAUUUUAUUUACAAGACACGCAAACACAUCCUGCAGAUGUUGUCUGUCUUGCUCUGGUUGGGUGGGGCCCUCAGGAUGGCCAAUCAUACUCAGGUCUGUAGUUUAAAUCCCUGCUGACUCAGUCUCAGGUUGAGGAUGAUGCAGCGGGUGGCGGUGGUCGGUGGGGGGGCAGCAGGACUCUGUGCAGCCAGACACAUCCUGUCCCGUCCAAACAGCUUCGCCCGUCCUGUGGUGUUUGAGCUCAGCGACAACAUCGGUGGCACCUGGUGUUACGAUGAGCGUACGGACGACAGCGGACGAGCAGUUCACAGCAGCAUGUACCGAGACCUCAGGACCAACCUUCCCAAAGAGGUGAUGAUGUUCCCUGAUUUCCCCUUCAACCGUCAGCUGAGCAGCUUCCUGCCUCAUCAGGAGGUCCAGAAGUACCUGGAGAGUUACUGCCAGAGCCACAACAUCUGGCCUCACAUCAGGUUCAACACUGUGGUGGAAAAUGUGAAACCUGCUGUGAAGACAUCGGAGGGCGGGGCUGAGACGACAACAUGGGUAGUGACAUCAUCUGAUGCGUCGGGUCGUCAGAAGACGGAGACCUUCGACUCCGUCUUCGUCUGCUCGGGACACUACUCCCACCCACACGUCCCAAACAUACCUGGGAUUCACAGCUUUAAAGGUACACUCC